Molecule: messenger RNA, 744 nt
Organism: Purpureocillium lilacinum
Lineage: Eukaryota; Fungi; Ascomycota; Sordariomycetes; Hypocreales; Ophiocordycipitaceae
Source: RefSeq, a predicted model, not a curated record
AUGUCCACCGCCGCAGUUGCUCGACCUCAGACUGCUAGCUUCUCCUCUGGAAGGCAACAACCACUCAUCCGAGCCGCCACCAAGAAAGCCAUGUCCAUCACCCAGACCUACUACCUGGCUCACAAGGCCCGGGCCAAGCUCUCUCGCGAGGCGGCCCAGCCUGAUCACGACCUCCGCCUGCUCGUCGGGCACGCCAACCUGCUUGACUCCCUGAUGCUCGAGCUUGCCGACGCCGAGCGCGAGCAGGAGCGCUGGUUCAACCAGUCGGUUCGCGGCUCUGCCGGCGACAAGGCCGCCGCCCGCCAUGUCCAGUGGGCCGACAGCAUCGCUGAGCAGCCCGAGGAGGAGUACGACUCCGACUCGUCAGACUCCGACUCCGACUCCGACUUUGACUACGAGGACGACGUUGAGAUGACUCCCGCCGUCUCCGCCCGGACGCCGGUCGUCACUUCGCGACCGGUCGCCGCCUACGACGACGAGGAGGAGAUGGGCGACGACCUCGAGGAGGACUACGCCCAGCUCGAGCUCGUCCGGACACCAUCCCACUCCAACUCGCCCCCUGAGCUUCUCGCCGAUCACGACUCGGAAGAGUCUGACGACGAGUCGAUGCCGCCAUCGCCCGCUGACGCCUCGCUGCCCUACACCGAGAAGGAGGCCAAGGAGCAGGGUUCGCUCUACGACGAAGAGUACUACGUCUCGCGGAGGACUCCCGCGGGCCUGGUAUCUGCCAUCUCGGUAUACUAG